AUGACGAUCGGAGCUGCAACAGCGGGUGUUGACACCACGAUUCUUCGACCCCAACAUCACUCAUCUCCUCUACCACCGCGUCCAAGCGCUCCCAUACUUCAUCCCGAGGAUCAUUUGCUCGAAACAGCCACAGCGAAUGAAGCAGCAUUGCUUAAUCAAAGCCAAAUCGCUGCCCGCCACGCUGUUUCUAAAGAGCUUCCUAUAUAUAGUGGUAACCCUGAAGAAUGGCCCCUAUUUAUCGCUACCUUUGAGAAUACAACACGAUUGUGCGGGUACACAUCCGAGGAAAACAUGGCUCGGCUGCAGCGAUGCCUUAAAGGUAAAGCUCUAGAGGCCGUCAGAUGCCCGCUUCUACAUCAUUCGAACUUGGGUCACGUGAUGUCGACGCUUAAGAUGCUAUUCGGUCGGCCUAAAAUCAUUGUCUACUCAUUAGUGCAGAAGAUAAACCAAAUACCAUCACCAAGAGCGGAUAAAUUGAAUUCGAUAGUUGAUUUCGCUCUAGCGGUACGUAAUAUGGUGGCUACAGUGCAGGCAUGCAACCUAGAGGAACACCUCUGUCACAUCUCUCUCCUGCAAAACCUAGUGGCUCGACUGCCGCCGAUGAUUAAACUCACCUGGGCAACCCAUCGCCAAAACUUGCGGCGGAUCACACUUACCGAGUUCAGUGACUGGUUGUAUACUCUAGCAGAAGCUGCCAGUAUGGUGACAGUACCUUUCCUACCAAAUGUCACCGAAAAUAAUUCUCGGCGGGGAAGAAAAGACGACGGAUUUAUUAACGCUCAUUCCGUAAACGCGCUAGAUUCACUAUCAAGUGAACCGGCAUGCGCCGAAUGUACUAUUUGCCAAGGAAGUUGUACGUCAGUGGAGAGUUGUAAACAGUUUGCGCGUUCAGAUCACUCCGCUCGGUGGGCCCUUCUGCGGGAACACAAGCUAUGUCGCUGUUGCUUACGAGCUCAUAGAGGUCUAUGUAAAUUUGGGAAACCAUGCGGAAAAAAAGGGUGCCUUUACAAACACCACCGUCUGCUUCAUAACGAUGCCAAAGAUAAAUACGACAAUGCCCAGCUUACCCAAACACAAGCAAAUGUGAACAGCCCUAGCAAUCCGGUUCCCAAUGAUUUUGCCUGCAAUACUCACCGUGUGAACGGAAGGUCCGUGUUAUUCAAAUACCUUCCCGUGACGCUGUAUAACCAGGGAUUAUCCAUAAACACCUACGCCUUCGUAGACUGCGGAUCAUCCCUAACCUUGUUAGAGGAAAGCCUUGCAACUGAGCUUAACCUUCACGGAGAAAAGCACCCGCUAUGCUUGCGCUGGACUGCCGAUACCUGCCGCUACGAGGAUUCAUCCAUUAAAAUCACGAUGGACAUAUCGGGGUCCCGCAGCUCCAGCAGAAAGUACCUUCUUUCUGACGUCUAUACAGUAAAGGAGCUAAAUUUACCCACUCAAUCCUUGUCGGCCGAGGAGCUUUCAAGAAAAUAUAGCCACCUUAAGGGAAUACCAGUGGACUCAUACGUUGAUGUUCAACCCAGAAUCCUUAUUGGUAUGAAUAACAUACGUGUCGUACAUCCGCUGCGCAGUCGUGAAGGGAACGAACAUGAACCGAUAGCAGCAAAAACGCGUCUUGGGUGGAUGGUUUAUGGUACUAGUUUGAUACACGCUGCCGUUGCUGGACCUGCUCGUAGCUACCACAUAUGCUCCCAUUCAUACAACGACAACGUUCCCACGGACAAUUAUCUUGACGCCGCCGUGAAAAACUACUUUGCUCUUGAAAGCUUGGGAAUCGUCAAACCCGAAAAGGCAUUGCUUUCUUCAGAAGACGAGCGAGCCAUGAAGAGUCUUCGUUGUAACACAAUAUUAAAAAACGGUCGCUAUCAAACAAGUCUCCUAUGGAAAUAUGACGACGUGCGCUUUCCGGACAGCAAGCCAAUGGCAAUACGGCGACAUCACUGCCUUAUGAAGAGAUUGCAACGUGAACCAGAAUUGGGAAACAUACUGCAAAAUAAGAUUGCUGAUUAUAUAACAAAAGGAUACAUCCGAAAGCUAACACCAGAUGAAUCUAUGAUGCCCACAGACCGCGUAUGGUAUUUACCUAUAUUUCCGGUAUUCAAUCUAAAUAAACCGGGUAAAGUACGCAUCGUUUGGGAUGCUGCAGCGACUGUUGGUGGGGUCUCAUUAAACUCUGUUCUCCUAAAGGGACCGGAUCUGCUGACAUCCCUACCGUCAGUACUAUACAAAUUUAGAGAACGUCGAGUGGCGAUAUGUGGUGAUAUCCGCGAAAUGUAUCACCAAGUGUUGAUAAAUGACGCUGACUAA
Messenger RNA from Topomyia yanbarensis, 2310 nucleotides. RefSeq lists its product as uncharacterized. NCBI's taxonomy places the organism in Eukaryota, Metazoa, Arthropoda, Insecta, Diptera, Culicidae. The record is from RefSeq and is a predicted model, not a curated record. The transcript has a single exon. Bases 1 to 2310 code for a protein of 769 amino acids.